Eutrema salsugineum is the source of this 1722-nucleotide messenger RNA. Its product is annotated as probably inactive leucine-rich repeat receptor-like protein kinase At3g28040. The record is from RefSeq and is a predicted model, not a curated record. NCBI's taxonomy places the organism in Eukaryota, Viridiplantae, Streptophyta, Magnoliopsida, Brassicales, Brassicaceae. The transcript is spliced from 3 exons. The annotation marks the transcript as partial. Gene Ontology annotation, molecular function: protein binding.
UUACCACAAAAGAGACAAAAAAACGAAAAAAGUGUAUUGAAUUUAAGAGAGGAUGAUAAGAUCCAACUCAAUGAGCUUCUUUCUUUGCACCAUCCUUCUUCUCUUCUUCUCUAUUCCAAGUUUCUUAUACACUUGUGCUUCUCUUACACACGGUGUCUUCCCAACCAAAGGGACGCACUUCUCGAAUUCAAAAACGAGUUUGAGCUUCGCAACCCUCCUAAGUUUCUUAAUGAGUCUAUACUUGAUGGUAGUCUGACGUGGGCUGAUGCCACUUCCUAUCCAAAGACAAAAUCAUGGGCUAAUAAGAGUGAUUGUUGUUCUUGGGACGGUAUCACUUGUGAUGCAAAGUCCGGUGAGGUGAUUGGGAUAGACCUUAGUUGCAGCUGUCUCUAUGGCCAUUUCAAACCCAAUAGCAGUCUUUUUAGGUUGCGACAACUCCGAAAUCUAAACCUUGCUUACAAUAAUUUCAAUGCCUCUCCAGUCCCAACUAGGCUCAACAAACUCAUGGAGUUAGAAAGACUUAACUUCUCUCACUCUUCGUUUUCAGGUCAGAUUCCACCAGAGAUUCUUCAUCUUACCAAGUUGGUAUCUCUCGAUCUUUCUUCUUCUUUUACGUUUUUUUUCAGAAUCUGUCAAGUGCCCGGUUGGUUAUCGAGGCUACCAGAGUUGUAUCAUGUUAAUCUUUCCAACAACAGAUUCAGCGGUUUCAAAGAAUUCCCAAAAGAUCUCUCGAGAAUGCAGAUGAAGGUGAUAAAUCUGAGCAAAAAUAACCUACAAGUGCUGAUCCUCCGCUCUAAUGAGUUUCAUGGGUCAUUACAGUAUCAUCCCCGAGUUGCUUCUUGGUUUCCUCAGCUGCGAGUCAUUGACAUAUCACAUAAUAAUGCCUUCACGGGAACUUUACCGUCUGAGUUCUUCAUGUAUUGGAGUGCGAUGCACUCGGAGGGAGAUCGUUCGGAAUUGAAGUACAUUGGAGACUAUAGUUAUUACCAGGACUCAAUGGUCUUCACAAAUAAAGGAAUAGAGAUGCGCUACGACAGGAUCCUUACAGUCUUCACAGCAAUUGAUCUCUCAAAAGGUCUUAUCGUGCUUAAUCUGUCAAGCAACGGCUUCACUGGCAACAUCCCUUCAUCUAUGGCGAAUUUCACUCAGCUCGAGUCACUAGACCUAUCGCACAACAAGCUCUCAGGCCAGAUACCUCCUGAUCUCGCGCACCUUACCAACUUACCAACAAAUCCAACCUAUCAUUCACAUAGGACUUUGUGGUCUUCCUCUCGAUGAGUGUGGAACUGUCCAUGACCCGCUACAUUCACGACAAGAAGAUGAAGAUAAUGAAGAAGAGGAAGAAGAAUUCGUGAGCUGGAUUGCAGCUGCCAUAGGUUUCACACCUGGAAUCGUGCUUGGAUUGACCAUUGGAUACUUCAUGCUCUCCUGCAAACCGCAUUGGUUCUCCAUGGUGUUCAACAUCAACAAUCAGAGACGAAGAAGAACUCGUUAGCUCGUUUAUGAGGUACUCUUUUCAUUAAAAUUUCUUAGCAUUUCCCUUACAUCGAUGCAGUCGCUAGAGUUGAAUUUUGUUUUUCUCAUCCUUGUUCACUUUGAUUUAACAAAAGAGAUCUGCUAAUAAGAAACCCUAAUUUAGGGAAUUCAAGACAUUCGAGAAGAUGGAAUAAUGGGGGAAGGAAGAAGAAGAUCGAUCGUUAAGUGCAUUCAGAAUUGGACUUA